This is a messenger RNA of Leptopilina boulardi, 4774 nucleotides long. Its product is annotated as DNA mismatch repair protein Mlh3-like. Gene Ontology annotation, biological process: mismatch repair. The coding region runs from base 137 to 4036 and encodes 1299 amino acids. The record is from RefSeq and is a predicted model, not a curated record. The transcript has 10 exons. Lineage: Eukaryota; Metazoa; Arthropoda; Insecta; Hymenoptera; Figitidae. Gene Ontology annotation, molecular function: ATP binding; ATP hydrolysis activity; ATP-dependent DNA damage sensor activity. Gene Ontology annotation, cellular component: mismatch repair complex.
CAACGAUGCGGAGGAAGUUUAAAGGGCUUAAGGUUAUUUACACUGUAACUUUUUCUUGAAGUAUUUUUAAUUUGUUUAGUUACAUAGUAAAAAAUGAGCAAAUUAAGUUUAAAAUAUAAAAUUCGGAUAUAGAGCUAUGGAAAUUGUAACUGUCGGUCAAUGUGUAUUAGAAUUGAUUCUAAAUGCCCUUGAUGUUAAAACAACUGGAAUAGCAGUUCGUUUUGACAGUGAUAAGAAAAAAAUUCAAGUUAUUGAUAGCGGUGAUGGAAUACCACCGGAUGUAUUUUUGAGAAUUGGCGAAAUUGAAAAAAAGAAUGUAAAUACAAGAGAAACAUGUUAUACUCAUUCAAGAAAGGGUGAAAGUUUAAAACAAAUUAUUAAUCUUUCACAAAUUUGUACUAUCAUUUCAAAACAUGGCGAGACAUCGACUUAUGAAAAAGUUUUCAAAAUCGGAGAAGAUCCAACUUUUAUUCAAAGUAAUUUACUUAAUAAAGGAACGGUGGUGACAAUUUAUGGAUAUGAAGGAUCCGGUUGGGAAUCUGCAUUACAUAGAAUUUAUUUUGUCGUCACAUCAUUGGCUUUAAUUUACACUGACGUUUCAUUUACUCUUCAAGAUGAAAAAGCGGAUAAACUCACUGUUGCAAUUAGUAAACCACACGAGCCAUACAGUAUUUUGAAUAUUAUUUGUCGACAGACAAUCUCUUUAAAAACAAGCUGGCAUUUAAAUAGUCAUAAUUCAUCAGGUUUCAAAAUUUGUGGCUAUAUUGGAUUUUUAGAAAUGAAUUCAAUUUUUGUUCGAAAUAUUUUUAUAAAUCGAAGACCCGCUAAUUGUUUACAAAUACAAAAAUUAAUUCUCGACACAAUGAAGGAACUUGGUGAUGAAUUGAAAAUUUCCUCAAUGGACAAUAUUUAUUUUGUAAUUUUCAUUCAAUGUUCAGAAUUGGAUUUUUUAUUAUCCAGCUAUGAAGGUAGAACUUUUGUCAUUUUUGAAGAAUGGUCAAUAUUUGCUGACAUUGUAAAAAAUUGUCUUCUAAAUACUCUAAGAAUUAAUUCUGAUAAUUUAAUUGAACCGGGAAGUAGUUCAUUUACAGAAGCUUUUCAACAUUACAACUAUUACAAAAACAAAGACGAAGAUUAUUUAGAAAAAACGAAUAAUUUAUUAACUCGGGAAUCAAUCAAUGAUUUCAACUUUUCUAAUCAAUUUCUUGAUAGAAGAAUAUCAAUAGCUACACAAACGUCACUACCACCUUCAGCGCAGAAAUUUAAUCAUGAAAAACAAUCAAAAACAAACAAAAUUUCGCAUAAUAGAAAAAAGUUUCCUGAUAAAGGAUUAAAAAUUGAAAAGCCAUUCCCAAAGAAAGGACCAUAUUCUAAAGCAAAUGGAAAAAAGAAAAAAGAACUAUUAAAAUUAAUAAAUGAUUCACAGGAAACUUUGGAAAAUCCAUUAAAAGUAAAAUUAAAAAAAUUAAAGCCACUUCAAAUUCAAAAAAAAAGCUUGAAAGACAUUUUUGACAGACAAAUCAGUAAAUCUUCAACGCUUAAUAAUCCAUUAAUUGUCAAUAAUGUAAAAAAAGAUACAGAUAAAGAAACAAAAAAAACUUUAAUUGAUAGGAAAUUAAAAGUGAAAAAAAAUUCAAAUUUGCAAAAAAAUGAUAAUUCAUUUAAAAAACCAUUUGGAAGUCAUAGAAUAACAAUGACGCAACUUUCAUUACUUCAAAUGAAACGUCGUGAUAAAUUACGUGAGCAAAAACAAAAAAGAGAAGUAGAAAAACAAAUUCUUUUAAAAAGAAAGCAGGAAUCAUUUUUAGAAAAUCAAGAAAAAAUGAACCAACUAUCAGAUUCAGAAUUUGAGUCCAAUGAAAGAAUUAUCAAAAAAAUGAAAAUCAACAAUGAUCAAAAAAUUAUUUCUCCAAUAAAAAAUCACGUAAUUAAUGAGAAAUUUUUCAACAAUCCUAAAGAAGAAAUUAUUGAAAAUCAAAAAUUAAAAGAACAAUUUUUUCUUUCAAGAAAAAAUCAUGAAAUUGUUGAAAAAUAUUUGAAAAAUCAGGAAAAAAGACCCAAUUAUUUUGUUUCUUCAGAAGAUGAAUUUUUUAAUCAGCCAAGAAUAAAUGAACAAAUUUUAAAAAAUAAUCAAUUUAAUGAACAAUUUUUUUCAAAUCAAAGACAAAAAAAUGAAAUUUCUUAUUCAAAUUAUUUUCCUGAGAAAAAAAUUAACAACAAAUCACAACAACAAAUUAAUGUUUCUGAAAAUAAAUUAAAUGACAAUUUUAUGGAACAAUUUUUGAAAAAUCAAAAAAAACCUACAGUACAUUCGGAUUUAAAAGUUUUCUUUAAUGAUGAAAUUAUGAAAAAAAUGAAAACCAAACAAGGCGAACAUGUUACAUUAACACAAAAAAAUCGUGAUGAUUUUAUGAAAGAAUUUUUAAGAAAUCAAAAAAAAAUUAAUACACUUUCAGAAUUAAAAUCAAAUUUUGAAGAUGAAAUUUUAAAAAAAUUAAAAUCCGAUGUUGUGAAAAAUAUCGAUGAUAUUGUGACAAAAUUUUGGAUAAAUAAACAACAAGAAAUGAAAAAUAAUUGUAAAAUUUGUCAUGAAGAAAAAAUUAUCAAUGUUGAUAAAUUAAGAAAAUUAAAUAAUUGCCAAACAGUCAUUAAACAUUUAAGAAAAAAUGAAAAAUAUUAUUUAGACGAAAAUAUUGAUAAUGAUAAUUUUAAACGUUCAAUUAUCAAUAAUCAAUUUCAAUUUGAGAGAAAAAAUCAAAAUAAUUAUAAAAAAGAUCAGAAUUCAUUUUUAGAGAAAGAAGAAAAACAAGAAGAAAACUAUAAUUCAAUGGAAAAAGUUAUUCAUCAACAACAAAAUAAAGAGACAAAUUAUUUUCAACAUCCAGAAAAUUAUCAUCAAUCAAUUAAAAUUUUUGACAAAAAUGAUGAUGAAUUUUUGAUGAAUCAAAAAAUUGUCACAAAUAAUAAUGAACAAACAUCGACUAUUUCAAAUCAAGAGACUGUUAAUCAAUUUGUUACAGAAUAUUGUAGCCAACUUUCUGAAUGGUCUGACUGGAAUUACGUCGUCCCAAUUUCCAAAAAUUAUGUUCAAUUUUCUGAAUCAAAAAAAAUAGACAAUCAUCGUCUUUAUUAUUUUUUGCCACCGAUAUUCAAUUCCAUGUUACGUUUUGGAAAAUCACAUAUUUUAUCGGAUGCAAAUAUUCAAAAUAAUGUGGAAAAUGUUUCAACUAUUUUUAAACCGCAAAUAAAACCUGAUCAAAUUGUUAGUCGUUAUCAAAAUUUAAAUGUAAGACUUUGCAUUGUUCCACAUCGUAAUGAAUUUAAAUUAAAUCGAAAAACAUUAUAUUCCGUUGAAAUCUUAAGACAAAUUAAUUCCGAAUUUAUAGCAGCAUUAGCAGUUCAAGAUAAUUCACGAUUAUUAUUAAUGAUUGAUCAACAUGCGGCUGAUGAAAGAAUUCGCUAUGAAGAUCUUCUUCAAAGCUAUAGAAUCGAAAAAACAAAACAAUACUAUUCAAUUGUUUUGGAUCAUCCAAUAUUGAUAAAUGAUAUGGAAGAAAAAAAUAUUAAAUUACUUUUUCUCAAUGAAAAGCUAAUCGCUAAAUUUGGCAUUAAAUUAAAAUUCAGUUCAAAUAAUUCAUUAAUGGUGACAAAUGUUCCUCGUUGUUUUCUCCGACGAAAAAGUGAAUACAGCGAAUUUAAAUUAUUUUGUUCGGUAAAAAAUCUUCUUACUGAUAUUGUCGAGAGUCUUGAAACUACAAAUGGCAUUUCUAUUUUACCAAAAUCUAUUCAUAAUUCUGUUGCCUCCGAAGCUUGUCGAGGUGCAAUCAAAUUUGGCGAUAUAUUAACGAAUGAUCAAUGCAAUUUAUUAAUAAAAUCGUUGAGAAAAGCUAAAGCUCCAAAUCGUUGUGCUCAUGGUCGACCGUCAAUAUUCCCACUAUUAGAUUUGACUGAUCUCAAAAAGAAACAACAAAAAUCCCACCAGAAUUCAUUCUUUUUGGUGAUUGAAAAAACAAAAAAUUAUUAUAAUGGAAUUUGACAUUCGUGAUAAGGAAAGAGAAAAUGACCUCUAUAUUUUUAUAAACCUUUUGACAGUUGACUUUGGAUUGUACCAGUUGUCGACAAGUGAAUAAUAUGUACGUUCAAUUUGGCACGAUAUCAUUCACGUAAUUUACAAGCUCUUAUUAUUACGAAUAUUGUGAUACACACAUAUAUAUAUAUGAUAGCAUCUCCCUUAAUUGUAAAUGCACUCUAGACCCUUUUUUUUUAACAAUUAUUUUAUUUUACUUUCAAAGGUCAUGAUCUUGAAUUUCCAUUUUAAAUGGAGAAAAAUUUUUAAGGAAAUUUAAUACAAAAAUUUAAUAUAGAUAAUUUAAUUUGAAUUUAAUAUAUAAUUGCCGCAAUAUUUUAAAUAAUUCAUUAAAGUAAAAAUUCCGUAAAAAAGAAAUUAAAAAAAAAAAAAAAUUUGAAAAUAUAUAGUUCAUAGAUAAUUAUUGUUAACUACAAUACAUAAUAGAAAUCUGAACAUUAAGACGUAAAUACGUAUUUUCAAGGAAAUCAUAUUCCAGAUUGUUAAUUAUUUUACUUAAAAUGGAAAUUCAAGACCUUAAAGAAAUAAGGAAGAGUCAUUUUAAAGGUCAAUAAACAUUUUUGCUGCAAAAAAAAAGCUUCCGGAAUAAUUUUUAAUUGAUUUUUAUUAUAAUAAUUUUCAAUAUAUUUUAAUUUUCUUCAAAAAUGAAAUUAUUUUCUUGAAUGAAAUUAGUUGAAAGAGAAAAUA